AUGAAGAGACAAACCAAAUUUAACGGUUUGCAAGUUCACCACCUUGUUCCUGUCCUUGUUGUUCAUGUUUUUGAGAGAUGCCACGUGUCAAAUGGGCCUAUAUUCAACAAUAAUAUUGACGGCCCAACAGUCUCGUGGGCCCAUAAAGGUAAGUUGGUGCUGACUGUAUCUGUACGUAUGUCUGUAUAUAAAUAUGCUAAUAUGUGA
This is a messenger RNA of Arabidopsis thaliana (thale cress), 207 nucleotides long. RefSeq lists its product as uncharacterized. Lineage: Eukaryota; Viridiplantae; Streptophyta; Magnoliopsida; Brassicales; Brassicaceae. The transcript has a single exon. The record is from RefSeq and is marked reviewed. Bases 1 to 207 code for a protein of 68 amino acids.